CACUGUAACCCGACUCCUGCAUUUGCGUUUGGGGCGCCCUCCCUGCGCCGGGGGCGGGAGCCCAGUGAGCGCAGAGCCCCGGCCCGCGCAGCCCAAGUGCCACAUCACUGCGCCCGCCGCCUGCCGCCCCGCCAUGCCGCCCCCGCUGCUGCUCCUCGCCGUCCUGGUCGUCGCCGCUGCCCGGCCGGGGUGCGAGUUUGACGGGAGCCUUGCCGGUGAAUGCCACAGGCCGCCAGCUGCAGACAGCGCCACCUGCGUGGACCUGCAGCUGAGGACCUGCAGUGACGCCGCCUACAACCACACCACCUUCCCCACCCCGCUGCAGCACCGGUCGUGGGAGGCGGUGGAGGCCAGCUCUGAGUACAUCCUGCUGAGCAUCCUGCACCAGCUCCUGGAGGGCCAGUGCAACCCGGACCUGCGGCUGCUGGGCUGUGCUGUGCUGGCCCCCCGGUGUGAGGGCGGCCGGGUGCGCAGACCCUGCCGGCACGUCUGCGAGGGCCUGCGUGAGGCCUGCCAGCCAGCCUUUGACGCCAUCGACAUGGCCUGGCCCUACUUCCUCGACUGCCACCGAUACUUCAAACGUGAGGAUGAGGGCUGCUACGACCCGCUGGAGAAGCUGCGGGGAGGCCUGGAGGCCGACGAGGCGCUGCCCUCCGGGCUGCCGCCCACCUUCAUCCGCUUCAGCCAUCACUCCUAUGCCCAGAUGGCACGUGUGCUGAGGCGGACGGCCACCCGCUGUGCCCACGUGGCCAGAACCUACAGCAUUGGGCGCAGCUUUGACGGCAGGGACCUACUGGUCAUCGAGUUCUCCAGCCGCCCCGGCCAGCAUGAGCUGAUGGAGCCCGAGGUGAAACUCAUUGGCAACAUCCACGGAAACGAGGUGGCGGGCCGGGAGAUGCUCAUCUACCUGACCCAGUACCUGUGCUCCGAGUACCUGCUGGGCAACCCCCGCAUUCAGCGCCUGCUCAACACCACUCGCAUCCACCUGCUGCCCUCCAUGAACCCCGAUGGCUACGAGGUGGCAGCCGCCGAGGGUGCCGGUUAUAACGGGUGGACGAGCGGGAGGCAGAACGCGCAGAACCUGGAUCUGAACCGAAACUUCCCAGACCUGACUUCUGAAUACUACCAGCUGGCGGGGACCCGCGGAGUGCGCAGUGACCACAUCCCCAUCCCUGAGCACUACUGGUGGGGUAAGGUGGCCCCAGAGACGAAGGCAAUCAUGAAGUGGAUGCAGACCAUCCCCUUCGUGCUCUCAGCCAGCCUUCACGGGGGCGACCUGGUGGUGUCCUACCCCUUCGACUUUUCCAAGCACCCACAGGAGGAGAAUAUGUUUUCUCCCACGCCUGAUGAGAAGAUGUUCAAGCUGCUGUCCAGAGCCUACGCCGAGGUCCACCCCAUGAUGAUGGACAGGUCAGAAAACAGGUGUGGAGGCAACUUCCUGAAGAGGGGAAGCAUCAUCAACGGGGCGGACUGGUACAGCUUCACGGGAGGCAUGUCCGACUUCAACUACCUGUACACCAACUGCUUCGAGAUCACGGUGGAGCUGGGCUGCGUGAAGUUCCCCCCCGAGGAGGCCCUGUACACGAUCUGGCAGCACAACAAGGAGUCGCUGCUGAAUUUCGUGGAGACAGUGCACCGGGGUAUCAAAGGCGUGGUGACGGACAAAUACGGCAAGCCAGUCAAAAACGCCCGGAUCUUAGUCAAAGGCAUUCGCCACGACAUCACCACAGCCCCAGAUGGCGACUACUGGAGACUGCUGCCCCCUGGUACCCACAUUGUCAUCGCCCAAGCCCCUGGCUAUGCCAGGGUCAUCAAGAAAGUCAUCAUCCCCGCCCGGAUGAAGAGGGCUGGCCGCGUGGACUUCAUUCUGCAGCCUCUGGGGGUGGGACCCAAGAACUUUCUUCCUGGGCUUCGGAGGACUGGGCCCCAUGACCCGCUGGGAGGUGCCAGCCCUUUGGGCGAGGGCAUGGAGCCCAACCCCGACCCGCUCCGGGCUCGCAGGCAGCCCUCGGCCGGUGGGAGUAAGCCCUGGUGGUGGUCCUACUUCACAUCACUGAGCUCCCACAGGCCGCGCUGGUUGCUCAAGUACUAGCCCGGCCCGAGCAUCCACCUGGAUAUGGGGGCCCAGGCCCACCUCUGCGUCCUGGGCUCCUGGCUCUUGAUUUUGUCUGCCACACACAUCCCACAAAGCCGCUGCCGUUUUAUUAAAGUGUUUUUUAUCCACUUUC
Molecule: messenger RNA, 2228 nt
Organism: Cebus imitator (Panamanian white-faced capuchin)
Lineage: Eukaryota; Metazoa; Chordata; Mammalia; Primates; Cebidae
Gene: CPZ
Product: carboxypeptidase Z
Exons: 12
Coding region: 134-2092 (652 amino acids)
Biological process (GO): proteolysis
Molecular function (GO): protein binding; metallocarboxypeptidase activity; zinc ion binding
Source: RefSeq, a predicted model, not a curated record